Molecule: messenger RNA, 2389 nt
Organism: Ilex paraguariensis (yerba mate)
Lineage: Eukaryota; Viridiplantae; Streptophyta; Magnoliopsida; Aquifoliales; Aquifoliaceae
Source: the annotation of a GenBank genome assembly
AUGGCAGCAUUUCACCUCCUUCCAUCACUUCUUCCCCAUCAUUACCUUCACCACUCUCACUCUCUAUACCUUAACUCACUUAGCCACUUCAAAAUUUCAUCCAUUUGGUUCAGUCCAGCACCCAAACCUCGACGUUUCCACCAAAGAAACCAACCCAAAGCCUCCAUUAAUGGCGACAACACCACCACUCCAGAAGCCCCAAAAGCCACUCGCCGAGGCCGCAAAAAAUCCCCAACCACACCCUCUUCCUCCUCCUCCUCCUCAACAACAACAACAACAACAACAACAAAACCAAGACGCACGCGAAAAUCCCAAACUCAAAAUGACAAAACAGGACCGAGAGAGACCGCAACAAAAGAGAUAACAGCAACAAGCGCAAUUGAGGAAGAACCCGAGGACCAUGACGAUGGUAUUGAUUUUCCAUAUGAAGACCCCCCUUUGAUAUGCUGUUUCGGGGCAGCUCAAAAAGAGUUUGUGCCAACAGUUAGAGUGGCACCAGAGCAAAUGCACCCAGAUAUAUAUUCACAAUGGAAAAUGCUCCAGUGGAACCCGCCGGAGUUCGUGAGAGCACCAGGUGGACCACCCUCGAAUGUGGCCAUUUCCCAUGUCAGGCUUGGUGGGAGGGCCGCGUUUAUGGGGAAGGUUGGGGAUGAUGAGUUUGGUGAAGAGUUGGUUUUGUUGUUGAAUAAGGAGAAAGUACAAACGAGGGCUGUGAAAUUUGAUGGUAAUGCAAGGACUGCGAAAGCUUACAUGAAGAUUAAGUUUGACGAUGGGAAGAUAAGGGUGGAGAAGACUAAAGAGACGGCAGAGGAUUCGUUGCUUGGCCCUGAAUUGAACCUUGCUGUGCUCAAAGAGGCUAGAAUGUUCCAUUUUAAUUCAGAAGUCCUUACAUCUCCCGCUAUGCAUUCUGCCCUUUUCAAAGCAAUUUCAUGGUCUAAAAAGUUUGGUGGCCUUAUAUUUUUUGACUUAAAUCUGCCAUUACCAUUGUGGAAGUCACGUGAUGAGACGAAAGAAGUGAUCAAGCAAGCAUGGGAGCAAGCAGACAUCAUUGAGGUCACAAAGCAGGAGCUAGAAUUUCUUUUAGAUGAAGAAUAUUAUGAAAAGAGAAGAAAUUAUAGGCCUCAAUACUAUGCUGAAGAUUAUGAGCAAACCAAGAGGCGGCGAGAUUAUUAUCAUUAUACGCGUGAGGAAAUAUCUCCUCUGUGGCAUGAUGGUUUAAAAUUUUUGUUUAUUACGGAUGGAACACUCCGGAUUCAUUAUUAUGCCCCUUCAUUUGAUGGAGUGGUGGUUGGAACAGAGGAUGUGCUUAUAACCCCAUUUACUUGUGACAGAACAGGUUCUGGUGAUGCUAUAGUAGCUGGAAUCAUGAGAAAGCUAACAACUGAACCUAAGAUGUAUGAGAACCAAGAUAUUUUGGAGAGGCAGCUUCGCUUUGCAAUUGCAGCAGGAAUAAUAUCACAGUGGACAAUAGGUGCAGUAAGAGGUUUUCCUACAGAAAGUGCUACACAAAAUCUGAAGGAACAGGUUUAUGUGCCAUCAAUGUGGUAGAUUGGGUAUGACCAAAGCCAAGUCCCAACAAUAUUGAAGUUCUCAUCAGUAACACGGUAUGCUUUAUGUUCCCCUAGAGGUUUGGAAACUUCACAUCUGAUUAAGGUGGGUGCGAGUUUGUGAUGGAGAGAGGAGUUGCAAAAAUGCCGUGUCUUGUGGUGUUGAUUGAUAACUGAUUAGUAUGCAGCUAUUUGAUAAUGAUGUCAAUUAUUUUGUAGGUGACUAAUUCAAGAUAGAUUGUAUACCAUUCUUCUUCUAGUUGGCUACGGGUUCUCUCUCUCACAUUUGAGCAGCAAGAAAGAUGCUGGAUAUGUCUAAUUAAGAGCGAAGAGGACAAUGGACAAGAAGGAAGCACAAAAAUGAAUGAUUUAUUUUGUGUUUUCAUACAAAGCAAUCAAAUGGAGCAUCUUGUAUGGCAACCGAAAAUGCUCCAUUUGUAAACUGGAUGCAACUGAAAAGAAACGAAGAGAAACAGGUUGUUUUAAAGCAUUGAUCUCCCGCCUUUGAAACAGGGUUUAACUUACCUAAUAUCAGUAACCAUCCAGUGCUCAGGUGUGUUGGUACAAUGUAGCUCGCCCCAUCAAUAAACUUUUUUUGAUUGAUAGCCUGCUUUUGAUGUGUAAAUGAAUGAAACACAAACAAAACACAAAUCUCCGGAAAUGUAAAAAGAAAUUCUAUGAUAAUCUUGAACAGCUGUUAUUUAUCGGCAAUGAGCCUGAUUUGGAAAUUGUCUAUGGAAUAAAUGAAACUAAAAAUCUGUAUGCCACAUUUUACAACGAUUACGCCUGGUGACUGAUCUCUCUUGUGUGAUCAAUUAUGUGUAGAACUCCUUCUCUGCUUC